Molecule: messenger RNA, 1534 nt
Organism: Caenorhabditis sp. 36 PRJEB53466
Lineage: Eukaryota; Metazoa; Nematoda; Chromadorea; Rhabditida; Rhabditidae
Source: the annotation of a GenBank genome assembly
AUGGGCGAUUCUGAAGCGGCGGAAACGUCGAAAAAUACUGAAAAUGCUGAAAAUGUAAGUGAAUUGAUGGAAUUCAGCGAAAAAGUGGAAAUUUCAGGUAGAGCCUCAAAAAAUUGAGAAAAUCGAAAAGGAAGCUGAAAAUGUUGAAAAUCCGAAAAAACCAGACGUUCCGGAGGAAAAAGUCAAAUUUUUCAAAGUAAAGAACCUCGUUUUCAAUCAAACAUUGAAAAAACAAAUUGCAGACCAAAAAAAUUCGUUUCGGUCCGCUCGAAUAUCAAAUUGUCACACAAAAUUUGAACGGACCUUGCCCACUAAUUGCUAUCGUUAAUGCGCUUGUUUUGAAAGGUAAAAAGAGCGAAACCCCUCAAAAAACCUCCAAAAAUUCCAGGAAAAAUCGAAAUUCCGUCGAAACCGUUGGUGACGUCAAAAGAGCUCCUAACCCACCUGACCAACAUUAUUCUCUCGCGUACACCCUCUUCGAAUGCUCCAGAAAUUGUGGAAAUUUUCGAGAAUAAUUUGAGAGACGUCCUGAAUAUUAUCGAUACGAUUGUCAAUGGUCUCGACGUCAAUGUCAAGUGAGCUUCGAUUCUCUUUGACCGAAAACUUUUUUUUUUUGAUUUUUAGAUUCUCCGGAGUGGAUCAAUUCGAGUUUACACCGGCUCUUUCACUUUUCGACCUUGUCGUCGUCAAUUUGUACCACGUUUGGCUGCCGGAUCCACAAUUUCGAGUCGUCUACGAUCUCGUCAAGAAUUUGAACUAUAAUGAGGUUUUCUAAAGCUGAAAAUAGGGGGAAAACUUAAUUUUCCAAUUUUUCUUUCAGCUCGUCUUGAAAAUGUGCGGCGACGAGACGGACGAAGCGCAAUUAUUGCGAAAUUUCCACGAGGAGUCCAUUUCGCAGAUCACCUUCCACGGAUUGGCGUCGCUUUUGGCGAAAAUGGCCGACGCCGAAAUUGCCGUCGUUUUCCAGAAUAAUCAUUUUUCGACAAUACUUAAACGACGCGUUAGUCGCUCGCGAUUUUUGUGCAUAAAAUGCAAUUUACUUUUGCAGGACGAAAUUUUCAAAUUGGUAUCCGAUGAGGGUCUGGCCGACGAGAAAAACGUCGUUUGGGAGACAUUUAACAGUGUCGACGGCGACUCGAUCUUUGUGAACGGCGACUUUGGCAAUUUUAGGUGGGAAUUUGAAUUUAUGAAGGCUCGGUCGGCCUUGGCGGCCAAGCCGCUUCCGAGCGUCAGCUCAGCCCAGGCUCCAUGAGUCUUGUUAGAUGAUAGCUAUUUUACCUUAUUUUCGACAGUUUUUCCCCGAAAAGUAAUCCGAAAAGUGUUCAGACCGACGCCACAGACCACGCCGCCGCCAAUCGAUAAUUCUCCGAUCGAAGAAGCCGUCGAGGCAGUCGAAAUGGACCGCCCGAGUUCGGUUCCGAUCCCGAUGACGUCGCCGAACAUGCAAAGAAGCCGGACUUCCGAUGAAAUAAUCCGUCCUCACCCGUCCAGACCGUUGGCCUCGAAACCGCCCACAAAAUGUGCAAUCAUGUAG